Messenger RNA from Pelecanus crispus (Dalmatian pelican), 276 nucleotides. NCBI's taxonomy places the organism in Eukaryota, Metazoa, Chordata, Aves, Pelecaniformes, Pelecanidae. The record is from RefSeq and is a predicted model, not a curated record.
UUCAGAUGCUGUGGAGUCUCCAACUACACUGACUGGUUUGAAGUGUACAAUACAACCCGGGUGCCAGAUUCUAAAUUCAGUGAGAAUUGCGGACUCCAUUCCCCCGGGACCUGGUGGAAAGCGCCUUGCUACGAAACAGUGAAAGUAUGGCUCCAGGAGAACUUACUAGCAGUGGGAAUCUUUGGAUUGUGCACAGCUAUGGUGCAGAUUCUUGGACUCACCUUUGCAAUGACCAUGUAUUGUCAGGUAGUCAAGGCAGACACCUACUGUGCAUAG